Messenger RNA from Sclerotinia sclerotiorum 1980 UF-70, 1701 nucleotides. RefSeq lists its product as hypothetical. Bases 1 to 1701 code for a protein of 566 amino acids. The record is from RefSeq and is a predicted model, not a curated record. The transcript is spliced from 5 exons. NCBI's taxonomy places the organism in Eukaryota, Fungi, Ascomycota, Leotiomycetes, Helotiales, Sclerotiniaceae. Gene Ontology annotation, cellular component: membrane. Gene Ontology annotation, molecular function: amino acid transmembrane transporter activity. Gene Ontology annotation, biological process: amino acid transmembrane transport.
AUGUCUUCCACUGGUGUCGAAAUAUCAUAUCCUCCUAACCAUGGAAGUGAGAAAAUCGCUUCAUACAGACAACCUAUAAAUGAGGGUUACUUGAAAGAGAAGUAUGAGGAAGAAGUGCUUGGUUCUUUCUCUCCACCAUAUCACGAUGAUACAAUAUCCGUUAAGCAGACACAUGAUUCUACGCAUCGUCAAUUGAGACCGAGACACAUUCAAUUGAUUGGUAUUGGAGGGACCAUUGGAACCGCUCUUUACGUUCAGAUUGGUCGUGGAUUGAUAAAUGGAGGGCCAGGAAGUUUGUUCUUGGCCUUCACGAUUUGGUGCUGUAUGGCAGAGAUGGUAACUUACCUACCAAUUUCAUCACCCUUCAUCCGAUUUGCUGGUAGAUACGUUGAUGAAGCAUUCGGAGUUGCGGCGGGAUACAACUUCUUCAUAUUCGAAGCUGCCCUUGUUCCAUUCGAAAUAGUAGCUUGUAACGUGAUCAUUCAUUAUUGGAGUGAUGUCGUUCCUGCAGGUGGGAUUAUUGCUAUUGUAAUAGUUCUUUAUGGCUUCAUAAAUGUCUUUGCGGUUAGAUGGUAUGGAGAAUCAGAGUUUUAUCUCGCCAUGGGAAAAGUUCUGUUGAUUCUUGGACUCAUAGUAUUUACUUUCAUCACUAUGAUUGGUGGGAAUCCUCUUCAUGAUCGAUUCGGCUUUCGAUUUUGGUCCAACCCAGGAGCAUUUGCCGAAUUUUACAAAACGGGAUCUCUUGGUCGCUUCCUAGGAUUUCUAAAUUGUCUCAUUCAAGCCUCAUUUACCAUAGCUGGUCCAGAUUAUGUGUCAAUGGCAGCAGGUGAAGCUCAAAACCCUAGGGUUGUAAUGCCUAAAGCAUUCAAUGGUGUUUUCUACCGUCUUACAGCAUUUUUCGUGUUAGGAAGUUUGGCUGUGGGUAUCUUGGUUCCUUAUGAUGACCAAGAACUCAAGGAUGCUUUUACAAACGGUCUUCCUGGAGCCGCAGCCAGUCCUUAUGUAGUCGCUAUGAAUCGACUUCGAAUCAGGGUCCUUCCCGAUAUUGUUAAUGCUAUGGUUCUCGGAGCAGCUUUUUCUGCAGGGAAUUCUUACGUUUAUUGUGCAUCUAGAUCACUUUUUGGUCUUGCUCUCGAAGGAAAAGCUCCCAAAUUUCUUACAAAAUGCACGAAGCAAGGCGUUCCAAUUUACUGUGUUGGAGUUACGUUGGCUAUUGCAUUGUUGAGCUUUUUGCAAGUAUCAAAUAAUGCAGCGGUUGUCCUUCAAUGGUUUGUUAAUUUGGUUACUGCAAGUCAAUUGAUUAAUUUCAGCGUGAUGGCAUAUACGUUUAUUUGUUGGAAAAGAGCAUGCGAUGCACAAGGACUAGAUAGAGAUACUUUACCUCAUAAAAGUUUCUGGCAGCCAUUCUGUGCAUACUAUGCAUUAACUGGAUGUUUUAUCAUGACCUUUGUUGGCGGAUAUCCUGUUUUUCUCCCUGGCUCCUGGGAUAUUCCAACUUUUCUCUUUUCUUAUGCAAUGAUUGGUGUUUUUCCAAUUAUCUUCUUCGGGUGGAAAAUGGUCAAGAAAACAAAAUGGUUAAAACCACGUGAGGUGAUUUUGAGAACACAAGAAGUAGAAGAAAUUGAGGAGUAUAUGAGGAAUUAUGUUGAGAGACCUCCUAAAACUAGAUGGCAUGGUUAUGUGGAUAGAAUCUUCAAUUAG